CCAGGCUGCCCAGAGCCACAUCCAGCCUGGCCUUGAAUGCCUGCAGGGAUGGGGCAUCCACAGCCUCCUUGUCUUAUGCCACCAUUGCAGAAGUUCUGAACGUGGCGGUUUUUCUGAGGUAAGUAGAAACAGGAGGGUGAACAGCUGUUUACAGGGGUGGAUAGUGAUAGGACAAGGGGGAAUGGUUUUAUACUGAGACAGGGGAGGUUUAGGUUAGAUAUUAGGAAGAAGUUCUUCACUCAGAGGGUGGUGACACACUGGAGCAGGUUUCCCAAGGAGGGCACAGGAGGCUUUGUGCCUUCCUUGCAUCCUCGUCCUUCCUGGGAAUAGGUUCUGCAGCACAGCACUGAGUGUUUUGUUCACCUUUUGCAAGAAAACGGUAGGAGAAGGGCUGCUGUGUGACUGUGAGAUGGCACACGAAUGGAAAGAGAGUGCAGGAUGGGUUUCUGUGCAGACUGCAUCACACUCUGAGCACACACAGCCCAUGCAGCAGCUUUCUUUUCUGAGCUGAAAUAAAUAGGAGUAUGUGUUGGGAUUUUUUUGACACAACUGUGUCAAGAAACCAAGAGAUAGCAGCUUAUGAAUGACAAUGCUGCUUUGGACUUAAUACCAGGAUCAGCUGCCUGGUUUAGAGUGAGCUCGUGAUAUUGGUGUCUGAUCUUAUAAAUGGAUUAAAGUCACACAGCCGCCGUGCCUGUUUAUGAGUCCUCCAGCACAAUAGCAGAUAGCUGUAAUCCAUACAUUAAUGUGCAUUGCAGUCACCUUGCAAGGACUGUAUUGUACAAACAAACACUGCAAGCCCCUCAAAAACCAAAGUAGUUUAACUGAGCAGAGCUGAGGCAAAGCCUGUGUCUCCUUGCUUCAGACCUGUGCAGUGAGCCCAGGUUUGAUUCUUCCUUCAUUUACGCAGCAGACAGUGAAAGCAGCUCUGUGUUACUCAUGCUAUUAAAUGCUUGCUAGUGGCUGCAAACGCUUUCUUUUGAAAUGUGUUGGUAUGGUUUCGUUACAAGCUCUGAAAGUUCAUUUCAAUCUGUGCCUGUGCUGAUGAGGUUCCUGGAGGUGAGGCUGGGCUUCUGGUAAUUGUUUUAGUUCAGCCUUGCAAAAUAUUGCUUGCCCGAGGUGAGUAAUAUUUUUUGAUGGGUAAGUAAAAGAUCAUCAGUCACCGUCAUAGCCCGGGACAGGCAACCAAUUUUUAUCUGAAAUGGUAAGUUUUCAAAGCUGUUCCAGAAACAGGAUUAGCUGUGCCUUGUGAGAACUCAUUAAGUUUUUUUUCUCCUGUUCAAAUUGCGGUUCAGUUCUCCACUAAUGUCAUAAGAAUGAAUGACAGAUAUAAUAUAGUGGCUGUUACCUAACUGUGCUGAAUUUUACAGGAAAAGGGAUGCUCAGAGCUCUGAAUCCUGGCUUGUUGGUGUGCAUAUAUAUUACACUGAAUGAAAUGCCCAGCUUUGCUAGGUUUCCCAUUCUGUUUCAGGGAGGAAGGGUGAUUUGUAAGUUGGUUAUUCCCAGAACAGCACAAUAUCAAAUACUUUCCCUGAUGCCAGCUGCUUCUUGAAUGGAAUUUCACCUCCUACUGUAUGGAGGCUUAGCCAGAAGGGCUGUGAACCUGAGAUUGUUUUUUACUUGAUUUACAGCCCUUGGGUUUAUUACAUCAUUGUGUUUCUCACAUUUUACCCUCGUAUAAAGACACCAAAAUCCUGGUGUCAUUGGCAGUCAAGCUGGACAGCACGUGAAAUGGAAUUUUUGUUGAAAUAUCUCUCUUCCCAUUAGAUCUGAUGGUGUAUAGGGAAAAAUAAUGAAGCCCAAUUGACUCAUUCAGCCUCCAUGCUUUUAUUUGUUUGUAUGAACUUGUGCCUUUUUUCCUGUAUUCUUUUUUUUUCCCCUCCCAAUGAAGGCAAGAUGGAUGUUAAAAGCUACAGCUGGUUUUCUGCAGUAACGAUGAAGCAGUUUCCCAAGGCUGCACUGAGGUUCAGUAACAGAAACGAGAUCAAAACCUGAGUAUUUCUGGCUUCCUCUUCCUGCAGAUUUCAAAUCUAAAGAUAAAGCACAGAGGUCUGGGUGGUAGCAUAUUAAUUAUGAACCGUUUUCUCUGCCAGCGUGCCAGUCGUUUAUCAUUUCAUACAUCUGAAUCUCCAGCUUGGAUCUGGAUGACUCAUCAUCGCUUUGCUAUAUCUUCUAAUAAAAUUUCUCAGUCUUAUCAUGUUAAAAAUGAAAAGCAAUCGCAAAUAGGGACAAAUCAGAAACGUUUGUGCUUGACUGUGGCUCUUCAGAAUGCUUCAAGUUAGUUUCUGCUGCCUUUCUAAUUGCACAGUUUGCUUCCUUUUAUUGGGCUAUCUUGGUUUUAUUGUAGAUUGUCCUGGUAGGGAGUCCUAUAAGAACGGUAAUUUCUUCAUUGCAUUUUUCUAGGGCUUUUAAUAGAUUUAUAAAGCACAGGAGAUGGAAAAGGCCCAUUAUCAUAUUGGGCCUUCUCCAGAUAGCCCAAGAUUGUUUCGUGUAUUAUACUUCUUGACAGCAGUUUAAUUACUUCUGUGGUUUAAUUACAUUGGCCCAAGCUCUGUCCGAGCACUUUCCAAACCCCUUCCCCAAAGGGAGCCCUGCAGACAGCCUUGAUGUUGCAGCUUUUUUAUUUUUAGAGCCUGAGCACAAAUAAUAACAAAAAGUGAUGGUUUUGUCCUUGCUGAAAUUGAAGCAUGGACCACAAACGAGCGUUUCUAGGUGGACGAGGGCACAUCAGAGAUUAAUGCCUGGGGUGCCUCUGGCUGCAGUCAUUGGAUGGCACCCAGCCUGAGCUUUGGGCUGGGGGCAGCAGUUCUGUUUGCAUCACCAAGGACACCGGGUAGCACCUGUGGUGCCACUGAAACCGAAGGCAGUUGGGCUGGAUGCUGCAUCUCAGCCUUGCUUUGUUGGCUCCCGUUUGCACUGUUGUGGCUCAACCUGAGCAGAGCAUGUGCUGCUCUGCUGCAUGGGCAGGAUUUUUUCUUUCUUAAAAUUCAAUAAAGAGCCCAAAGACUAAGCAGAAAGAUGGAACAGAAUGUCCUGGAGAGCAGCACCAUCAGCAUCCCGACAGCAGACCACGAUUUGCUGAGUGCCUUAGACUGGAAAGACGGCAUUGGUACCUUACCCAGUAGCAGCAUACAAUACUUUUUAAAUGAGUUUGGAAUGCUAGAAAUCAUUACUGAAGCAGAAAAAGCAGAAGCCUUAGAAACUCUUUCAGCUUCAGCAAUAAAUGCCAGUCCAGCCAGCUUUGCUCCUGCUGCUAUCAACGCUCCUGCUGCCUUUAGCACUGCUUUGGAAGUGCCCAAAGACGACGUGCCCUGUUCUGAUUUCCUGACUUGCAAGCAAAUGGAUUGCUUUGAGAAUGGGAAGUUUUGUGCUCAAACAGGCUCACAGCAUCACAGGGACAGUGAUACCAAAGAAAUUCCAGAUGGUUGCAGAAACAGGGGAAAUGGUAGAAAUCUUAAUGCCAGCAUUGGCUGUCAGGUAAAUGAGGCUGACAGACCUGUGAAACGACUCAGAAGAAAGAGAAGAUUGCUUUUGGAGUCUGAGGAUGAUGAGGAAAAUGCGUAUGAGGAUGAGGAGAAGAAUAAAUCAAAUAAUAUGAAAAGCCGCAGAAACAGUAAACCAAUAAAACAAGUUGUUCCUGCAAAGAAGAAGGUGUGGAACUGGAUUUCCUACUUAGAAGAGGAACGGAUGCCAGCUGCUCCCCUCAAGCUGUUCAGAGAGUCUCAGUCAUUCCCACAAGGCCGAAAUGGAUUUAAAGUUGGAAUGAAAUUAGAAGGGCUGGAUCCUGAGCACCCCUCUCGAUUCUGUGUUCUUACAGUGGCAGAGGUACAAGGAUACAGAAUGCGAUUACAUUUUGACGGCUAUCCGGAGUGCUACGACUUCUGGGUUAAUGCUGAUUCCUCAGACAUCCAUCCUGUUGGCUGGUGUGAAAAAACAAAUCAUAAGCUGCUCCCUCCUAAAGGUUUCAAGGAGGGAGAAUUUAAUUGGACUUCCUAUCUGAAGAACUGCAAAGCUCAAGCAGCUCCGAAAAGCCUUUUUAAGACCCUCAGCACUCCUGUCACACCAUCUGGUUUUCGUCUGGGAAUGAAACUAGAGGCAGUGGACAAGAAGCAUCCAUCACUGAUGUGUGUUGCAACCAUCAGUGACAUGGUGGAUAACCGCCUGCUAAUUCAUUUUGAUAACUGGGAUGAGACUUACGACUACUGGUGUGAAUCUAGCAGCCCAUAUAUUCGUCCUGUUGGCUACUGCCAAGAAACUGGAACCCCACUGACAACACCACCUGGAUACAAGGAUCCCAAAGCCUUCUCAUGGGAGAAAUAUUUGGUAGAGACCAACUCGCAGGCAGCCCCAGCAAGAGCAUUCAAACUGCGUCCUGCUCACGGAUUUCAAGUAAAUAUGAAGUUGGAGGCUGUAGACAAAAGAAAUCCCAUCUUGAUAAGAGUGGCAACCAUAAGUGACAGAGAUGACCAUCGUAUUAAGAUACAUUUUGAUGGCUGGGACUGUAACUAUGAUUUCUGGGUCGAUGCAGACAGCCCUGAUGUUCAUCCAGUAGGCUGGUGUGCAAAAACUGGACACGCUUUGCAAGUCCCUCUAGGUGCUGUUGAUCCUGUGGGGACAGUGGGACAAACGUGUCCCACUCCAGGCUGUCAUGGGAUUGGUCAUGUCAGGGGGCCACGAUAUGGAACACAUUAUACAUUAGUUGGCUGCCCAUAUUCUGAUGUGAACCUCAACAAAGAAAACGUGUUACAGGACCGCCUGGGUGGGGAGAGGCCUUCCCCCAGCAGCAGCCUACAGAAAGCAAAGAGGCUGGAGACCCCUGCCCAAGUUCUGCUCAGAGCAGGAGAGUCUUCUCAGGAGGACUCUCCACAAUCCAGGAAAUCUGCACAAGAGAGUGAAAAGUCAUGUCCAAGCAGCAUUCAGAGUCCAUCAGAGCAGUCUGAAAGCAAUGAAGCAAAAGACAGGAUAGAAGAGAAACCCUCUGGAAACAUCAAAGCCAAACCCAAAAAGCUUGGAUGCUCACAUGCCUACAUAAAGUUGCAGCUGGUGAAACAGGAAAACAACGGGAAAGACCUCGAUUUCAACCUCCAGCAGGCCCUCCACCAGUCCAUCUUCAUGCCUGCCCUGGACUCUAACCCCAGCCACCGCCUCCAUCUCUGCUGGGAGCAGCACUGCAGGCUCUUGCCGGAGGUCUCAGGCCUCACAGCCAAACAUGUGUCUAAGUGGACUGUGGAAGAGGUGGUGAACUUUAUCCAGCGUUUACCUGGUUGCAAAGAACAAGCAGCUGUGUUCAGGGAAGAGCAGAUAGAUGGUGAGGCCUUCCUGCUCCUGAACCAGAAUGACUUGGUUAAAAUACUCAAUAUCAAACUGGGUCCUGCCCUGAAGGUCUACAAUGCCAUUCUCAUGCUCAAGUCUGCAGAAGAAGAGUGAGAAGAGCCCUUCCCUGGAGCCCAGGAGGAACUGACAGGGAGCAGAUCUUCACUGAGAGCAUUACAGCAUGCCCAUGAGGCAGGCUGCAACUCAGAUAUAUUUUAAGUAGAACUUAUUAAAAAAUAUUUUUAGGACAUAAAAAUCCUGCCACAGUCUGGAAUAUGGGGCAGCUUCACUUCCAAGAAGAGGUUAUUAUAUUUUGUAAUUGAAUUUGGUUUUGAUAUAUCAAUCUCUUUUUGAGAUCUAGAAGAAACCUCCGGUUAUAAGGGGAAUCCAGGGUAACAGUGGUGGAGCUGCAAUAGCAAGAAGACAGAUGUGAGUACAAAGUCUGCUGUGUCCCAUGAGAGUGCCUGAAAGAGACUGAGUUAUCACCAGCAUGCUUAACAGAUGUGUGUAUGAGAGCUCGGAAGAAGAGAGAGUAAGAAAAUGGGUGAGCUUCAGAGCAGCUCAUCUGUAUCCUUCAGUGCUGUGAUUCGGGAGCUGACCUUUCCACAACUGAUUUUUAAGUUCCAGUUUCUCGUGCUGAUAUUGGUUGUUCUAAACCCCAUUGUUGGUUACUGGGCUGCUUCCACCACAACUGUAGUGCACCAUGGGCAAAGAGUUUCCAUCAGUGGUGGCUCUGAUAACAAGCAAACCUUUGUCGUUUGUGCUGCCAGGCAGUUGGAAGAAGGCCCUGUUUGGAUAGAUUUUGGGUAGGCAAAGAUCUCUCCUGUAGUUAUCUCCCACAGGACACAAAUAUUCUAUCUGUAUUUCUCCCACCAGUGCUUUUGUGCAACUGCUAUCUGGACUAUGAUCAUCUUAUGGCAAAAUAACACAGUCAGGAGCACCUGGUAGUGUGAUGAGUUUGUCCAGGCUGCCUUCACAGCCAACCAAAUGCCAGGAAUGGGAGCUGAAAACCCCACAGUGAACAGCAUAUGCAUACAGAUGCACACAGAGUUCCUAGAAACAAUUUCCUUUUAUUUUCAAACCUGUUCAAAACCUGUGAACGCUUCAGUGCUUCGGCAUAUUCAGCCUGCAGGUGGACAUUGGUCCUCAGCAUCUCUGGCAGUGAGAUGGGAAGAGCACAUGGGCAGGUUUGCCUGGAGGGGAAUCAGUCUGAACAGCCAGCAAAGCAAGGUGAGAAGUGCUUCUCAAAAGAGAUUUGCUGGUCUGUGUCAGGGAGAAAGCAAAGCUUGUGGCUCUGUUCCUGCAUGUGCAGGUGGCAACCUGUGCUUACAUGGCAGAGGGGUGUGCUGGUAUUUCUGCUGUGCUGGAAUUCUGAGUGUGCUUCUAUGAACAUGUAGCAGUCCCUGAUCUCUCCACGUCCUUCCCAGCACCUGAGAAGGUCCUCAUAACAUUCUUAAGAUAGUAAGUUUCUUAAAACUGUAAAUAGAGUAGAAUCCAUGCUGCUGAAUACAUUUGGUCCUGGAUUAAUCGUAUAUAGAGCAAUUUAUCUCCAUGCCUUCUAUUUUUGUAUAAAACAUUAAGGAUUUUUAGCCUUCCACUGCGAAGACAUAGGAGUGGUGGGGUAUUUAGUAGCUGAAACAUCAAUUAUCAGCCAUGCAACUGCAGGGGAGUCUUGUAUUUUAAUGCAGCGACAGGGAUGAGACGACAUCAGUUUAUUUAAGUGAAUUUAUGGUGUCAUAACCAGGAUGUUCAGCAGAGUCCCAUUCCUUUGUCCCACUCUUUGCAUCCCAGAUCUCUGUGAAGCCUCGAGUGACACAUCCUGGGCUCUGACACAGCUCACCUUCCAGGCAAAGCAGAGCUGUUUUGUGACAACUAGAGCAGAGGAUUGUUAGCUGGCCUGUUCUGUUCCUGGCUAAAUAACCUCAGCCUUUCUGUGCUCUGUUUUCCUCCUCUGUAACAGCCAGCCAGCUGGAAUGUGUGCAAUUCUACCUUGUUCUUGUUUGUAGUCAGCACGUCCUGCUGAAUCUUCUGUUUCACCUCCUUCCUUUGGGAAACUGCAUUGAGGGACAGCAGAUUGCUUCCAGCAAUAAAACUAAAUGUAAUAUUAUUUCAUCUCCUUGACUAUAUAUAGACAGAGGAUGAAGAGAAUUGGUGAAGCAAGCAAUGAGAUUCUAGUCACUGAAAUUACUCAAACAGAAGAGAGAUCUUAAAUCCUAGAGGCUUCCAAGCCAGCUGGAUCAAGGAUGAAAAUGUGUACUUGGAGUUUGUUCAGUGACAGCAGUAGUAGUGCUCGGAGUGAGGAGGAAGGAGGAAACCUUUUAGGGAUAGAAGAAGGAGGAAUGUGUGCUGCUUGUGCCUUUUUUUGUAAUCCAGUAAUUGUCUUUGCAGAGCAAGCAAGAAUGUGCACUCAUCUAUUGCUGGGUCUCUUUCCAAAUAUAGCUAGAUUCUCAUAAAAUCAGACAACUUCACAGUACUGCAGCGAUUCCCAGUGUCUCCAUGGGCACACAGAAAAUUCCCUAAUUCUUACAAGACUAAGAAAAACCAAAACAAGUCCUCUUUGAGCCCCAGCUUUGCUGCUUGCCUUAGGAACUCAGUGACUGCUGAUGGCAUCUCGCUUACAUCAGGGAGCUCCGCUUUCACGUGCGGCCCAGCAGCUUGGUUCUGUAGCCAGGCUCUGCCUUUUCCCAGCCCUGAUCACGUUCUGUGCCUAGGCAAGGGGUCUGCAGAUGCCUUUGAUUGCAUAACGCCUUGUUGUCUAAUUUGAAACAUGCACUUUGAAGCAGAAAGCCAAAAGUCGUAGCUCUGUGUUGCACGAAGCUGAAAACUGGUCAAUGCCAACCUGGUGGAGGAGGCUCUCAGUCUGCAAAGCACAAGCCUGCUGCUGCCCCAGCUGAACCCAGCAGUCACUUGGAAGUGCAUUACUUAAAGCCACCCAGGGCUGUGACAGCUUCCCAAGGCCCAGCAGUGCAAUUGAGAGCUCUGCUGUCUCAGUGGAAACGGAUCUUAUUUCCUGAGUGUGUUUCAGAGAUCCAAAAUGACCAAAUGUUUCUCCUUUCUUCUGCUGUUAACUGCACCGGUAAAAUGUUUUCCUGUACCAUCCCCAAUGAUCUGCAGUGUAAUCCAGGAGGAGCAGAUUUCAGCUCUGGGUAACGCAUUAAAGUCAGACAGAAACGCUCAGCACCGCUCAUCACAAAGUUCUCCGACCAAAGGAAAGAUUCUCAACCCAGGGGAUAAGCGAGUUCAGCUGUGGAAGAUUUCCUGCCUGCUACUUUCAUGCCCUGCGCGGGGAUUUAUGCCACAGAAAGCUUUAAAGUUUCUGACAUUCUCUCCGUCAUGUGAUAAGAGCUUAUUUUUGAGAUUCCUAUUACUUGAACUGGAAAUGUGCACAGGGAAGGGAGCGCACGCCCGUCGUCUCCAUUCAGCCUCAGAAAUGUUUGCCUGCAUUAAAGCAAACAAAUACUUGAGCUUUCUGCCGCUAGCUGUGAUGCUGCACUCCACCACUGCUUUCUCCUGGAAACGAGAAUAAAAUUAAUAUAAGUUCA
Phasianus colchicus (ring-necked pheasant) is the source of this 8855-nucleotide messenger RNA. Its product is annotated as lethal(3)malignant brain tumor-like protein 4. Gene Ontology annotation, molecular function: histone binding; chromatin binding; zinc ion binding. The record is from RefSeq and is a predicted model, not a curated record. Gene Ontology annotation, biological process: negative regulation of DNA-templated transcription. Lineage: Eukaryota; Metazoa; Chordata; Aves; Galliformes; Phasianidae. Gene Ontology annotation, cellular component: nucleus.